Drosophila albomicans is the source of this 1547-nucleotide messenger RNA. It is a transcript of the gene Idgf6, whose product is annotated as imaginal disk growth factor 6. Gene Ontology annotation, biological process: carbohydrate metabolic process; chitin catabolic process. Gene Ontology annotation, molecular function: chitin binding. NCBI's taxonomy places the organism in Eukaryota, Metazoa, Arthropoda, Insecta, Diptera, Drosophilidae. Bases 88 to 1452 code for a protein of 454 amino acids. The transcript has 3 exons. Gene Ontology annotation, cellular component: extracellular region. The record is from RefSeq and is a predicted model, not a curated record.
UCAACUCAAGUUUCAGUUUCAAGUCGUCGGCCAAGCAGCAAACAACUUGUGAAACAAUUAAAUCGAACGGGAGGAAAUUCUUCUAAGAUGAUGAAAUCUUUGGCAUUGCUGGUACUGACUCUGUGCCUGGCCAGCGGCGCAUGGGCUGGCAAGGUGGGACAACAGCAGGGUCCACAGCGUCACCUGGUCUGCUUCUAUGACUCGUCAAGUUUUGUCAAGGAAGGUCUCGGCAAAAUGGUGAUCGAUGACCUGGAACCAGCUCUACAGUUCUGUGACUAUCUGAUCUAUGGCUACGCCGGACUCGAACGUGAUUCGCAUAAGGCUGUGAGUCUCAACGAGCAACUCGAUUUGGAUCUGGGCAAGGGUCUGUUCCGCACCGUGACCCGCUUGAAGCGCAAGUAUCCCAAUUUGCGCAUUCUGCUGAGCAUUGGCGGUGACAAGGAUAUAGAGAAGAGCGAGAACGCCAAGGAUUUGCCCAACAAAUACCUCGAGCUGCUGGAGAAUCCAACUGGUCGCACCCGUUUCGUGAACACCGUGUACUCGCUGGUUAAGACCUAUGGCUUCGAUGGCUUGGAUAUCGCUUGGCAAUUCCCCAAAAACAAACCCAAGAAGGUGCACAGUGGACUGGGAAGUCUCUGGAAGGGUUUCAAGAAGGUCUUCAGCGGCGACUUCAUUGUCGAUGAACGCUCCGAGGAGCACAAGGAACAAUUUACGGCCUUGUUGCGUGACGUGAAAAACGCCUUCCGUCCGGACAAUCUGCUGCUGUCAACUACAGUAUUGCCCAAUGUGAACUCAUCCCUGUUCUUCGAUGUGCCCGCUGUAAUCAACUAUCUGGACUUUGUAAACAUCGGCGCCUUUGACUUCUACACCCCCGAGCGCAAUCCGGAAGUGGCUGACUAUACGGCGCCACUCUACGAGCUGAGCGACCGCAAUCCCGAGUUCAAUGUGGAUGCCCAGGUCAAGUAUUGGCUGCGUAACAGCUGCCCGGCCAGCAAGAUUAAUGUGGGAGUCGCCACUUAUGGUCGCCCCUGGAAAUUGACAGACGAUUCCGGUGACACCGGAGUGCCCCCUGUGGCCAAGGUGGUCGACGAAGCACCCGUGGGCGCCAACACACAACAGCAUGGCAUCUACAGCUGGCCCGAGGUCUGUGCUCUGCUCCCCAAUCAGAAUAAUGCCUACGCUAAGGGCGCCAAUGCACCGCUGACUAAGGUCCGGGAUUCCGCCAAGAGAUUUGGCACCUAUGCUUACCGUGCUGCCGAUAAGAAGGGUGACAAUGGCAUCUGGGUGAGCUUCGAGGAUCCUGACAGCGCUGCUGAUAAGGCGGGUUAUGUGCGCACCAACAAUUUGGGUGGCAUCGCCCUGUUCGACUUGUCCUUCGACGAUUUCCGUGGUCUCUGCACCAACGAGAAGUAUCCCAUACUGAGGGCUAUCAAAUACCGUCUGGUUAACUAAAGUUGCCAGCCAGCUAAGCUAUUCUAAUACUGUUCUUGUCUGACGCAAGUGUUUUUAACUAAAAUAACGAACAAUAAAUGUUUUAUAUUGCAAAA